GUCGUGCUGGCUGCCGUCGCAGUAAAAACAGGGGAGGGGAGACGAGGACGCGGCCGCUGCCUGCCGCACAUGCUUUAAGUCCCACUCCCCACCGCCCCAGAUCUCCGCCUCUCUUCCCACCUCCCCACAUUCCCCGGCGCCCCCCUCCCCGCGCGGCCGCAACCGCCGCCGCUGUCAGGAGCGAGAUCGGCGGGGCAGACGGGCGCGGCGCUUGUAUCUGUCGGUGGGAGAGACCCGCGGUGUCGGUGAGGAGGCGGGUGGGAAGGAAGUGAAGGUAGGAAGGAUGGCAGCGGGCGGCAGAUCCGUAGCGUACUGCGCCGCCGUGCUGCUCGCGGCCGCGCUGCUCCUCUCCGCACCGACUGGCACAGAGGCUUAUGAUUCCUUGGAUCCAAAUGGCAACAUCACUAUAAAAUGGGAUAUUAUGCAGUGGACUCCUGAUGGAUAUGUCGCUGUUGUCACAAUGUUCAACUACCAACAAUUCCGGCACAUUGGGGCACCUGGGUGGCAGCUUGGGUGGACAUGGGCAAAGAAGGAGGUCAUAUGGUCGAUGGUUGGGGCACAGACUACCGAACAGGGUGACUGUUCGAAGUUCAAGGGCAACACUCCCCACUGCUGCAAAAAAGAUCCCACGAUCGUCGAUUUACUUCCAGGCACUCCAUACAACAUGCAGAUUGCCAAUUGCUGCAAAGCAGGAGUUAUAAAUACAUUUAACCAGGACCCGGCAAAUGCUGCUGCCUCCUUCCAGAUUAGUGUAGGUCUUGCUGGGACUACCAAUAAGACUGUUAAGGUGCCGAAGAACUUCACUCUUAAGACUCCAGGUCCUGGGUACACAUGUGGGCGUGCCAUUGUUGGCAGGCCGACAAAGUUUUUCACCUCGGAUGGGCGCAGGGCAACCCAAGCUCUUAUGACAUGGAAUGUGACUUGCACAUAUUCCCAAUUUCUUGCUCAAAAGACUCCAUCCUGCUGUGUCUCUCUUUCAUCAUUUUACAAUGACACAAUUGUGAACUGCCCAACAUGCUCUUGUGGCUGCCAAAAUCCAAAUGGGUCAAACUGUGUGAAUGAGGAUUCACCUAAUCUACAAUCUGCAAUUGAUGGCCCUGGAAAAUGGACUGGUCAGCCUCUUGUACAAUGCACUUCCCACAUGUGCCCGAUAAGAAUCCACUGGCAUGUGAAGCUCAACUACAAGGAAUACUGGAGAGUGAAAAUCACUAUCACCAACUUCAACUUCCGCAUGAAUUACACGCAGUGGAACUUAGUCGCUCAGCAUCCAAACUUUGAUAAUAUCACUCAGCUGUUCAGCUUCAACUACAAACCACUUACCCCAUAUGGCAGUGGCAUAAAUGAUACGGCUAUGUUCUGGGGUGUAAAAUUCUACAAUGAUUUGCUGAUGCAAGCUGGUAAACUUGGGAAUGUGCAAUCAGAACUACUUCUCCGCAAGGACUCCCAGACUUUCACCUUCGAAAAGGGAUGGGCCUUCCCACGCCGAGUGUACUUCAAUGGUGACAACUGUGUCAUGCCAUCUCCUGAAAACUAUCCAUGGUUGCCCAACGCAAGCCCUCUAACAAAACAACCGCUGACCCUCCCACUUUUAGUAUUCUGGGUUGUGUUGGCUACUCUGUUGGCAUAUGCAUGAUGAGUGGGAUCAGGAGGUUUAGUGAGCUUCAAGUUGAUGUCAGAUUCCAUGAGGUGCACUGCAACGGGUCAUUUGUUCAUUCAAUUACAUGGUUGCACAGAAGAGAUGACACCACGCAGAGAAAAAAAGUUUAUGUGUGUGUGUUUUUGUAAGUUAAAGGGCCGAAAUGUAUUUCUUGUUUCGUAUAUACUGGCCCCACAACACUUAGUUACUGCAAACUAGGUAAUUACAGUUGCACCUUUUGUAUUUUAUAGCAAACUCAGAAUUUUUCAUUGGAUUAUAUGACCUCUUCUUGUAGUAAAUGCGCGGUUUUCGUUUUGUAAGAUUUGUUGAACAGAAAAGACAAUGAUGAUUGAGAUCACUAAGUUCUGG
Setaria italica (foxtail millet) is the source of this 2005-nucleotide messenger RNA. Its product is annotated as COBRA-like protein 3. Gene Ontology annotation, cellular component: plasma membrane. Lineage: Eukaryota; Viridiplantae; Streptophyta; Magnoliopsida; Poales; Poaceae. The coding region runs from base 284 to 1633 and encodes 449 amino acids. Gene Ontology annotation, biological process: plant-type cell wall cellulose biosynthetic process; cellulose microfibril organization. The record is from RefSeq and is a predicted model, not a curated record. The transcript has 6 exons.